This is a messenger RNA of Gossypium raimondii (Peruvian cotton), 987 nucleotides long. Its product is annotated as 40S ribosomal protein S8. NCBI's taxonomy places the organism in Eukaryota, Viridiplantae, Streptophyta, Magnoliopsida, Malvales, Malvaceae. The record is from RefSeq and is a predicted model, not a curated record. Gene Ontology annotation, molecular function: structural constituent of ribosome. Gene Ontology annotation, cellular component: ribosome; cytosolic small ribosomal subunit. The transcript has 5 exons. Bases 154 to 807 code for a protein of 217 amino acids. Gene Ontology annotation, biological process: translation; maturation of SSU-rRNA from tricistronic rRNA transcript (SSU-rRNA, 5.8S rRNA, LSU-rRNA).
UUCAUAAAACUAGGGUUUUCUGGUGUGUAUAUCCCUUCCCUGCUUCAAGUCUCCGCCCGUCAUUCCUGAGCUUCCUUCUUGUUGCUUCACUUUUUCUUUUUUUUUAAAUAAAAAUAAAAACCCCAUUAAGGCUUGAACUCUUCUUCAGCCAAAAUGGGUAUUUCUCGUGAUUCAAUGCACAAGAGGCGUGCCACUGGUGGCAAAAAGAAGGCUUGGAGGAAGAAGAGAAAGUAUGAGCUUGGAAGGCAACCUGCUAACACAAAGCUGUCAAGCAACAAGACAGUCAGGAGGAUUAGGGUUCGUGGUGGGAAUGUGAAGUGGCGUGCUUUGAGGCUCGACACCGGAAACUACUCAUGGGGAAGUGAGGCUGUGACUCGUAAGACCAGGAUUUUGGAUGUGGUGUACAAUGCAUCCAACAAUGAGCUGGUUCGCACUCAAACUCUGGUGAAGAGUGCUAUUGUUCAGGUUGAUGCUGCUCCAUUCAAGCAGUGGUAUCUCCAGCACUAUGGCAUUGACAUUGGUCGCAAGAAGAAAUCAGCUGCAGCCAAGAAAGAAGGAGAGGAAGGUGAAACUGCUACUGAGGAGGUGAAGAAAAGCAACCAUAUAUUGAGGAAGCUGGAGAAGCGUCAACAAAAUCGGGCGCUUGACCCACAUAUUGAGGAACAAUUUGGCAGUGGUCGUCUGUUGGCUUGUAUCUCUUCACGGCCUGGUCAAUGUGGCCGUGCAGAUGGUUACAUCUUGGAGGGCAAAGAGCUGGAGUUCUACAUGAAGAAGAUCCAGAGAAAGAAGGGGAAGGGAGCUGCUUAAAAAAUUAUUGCAUGAGUUUUCAGCAUUCAUAUCAGAAUGCCGCCCUUAGGUUUUGCCUUUCACAUUUCCAGAACAUUUAAAGUUGUGUUAGCAUUGAACUUUUAAUCUGGAUCCCUGAGAGUUAUUAUUUUUGUAUUGGAUCUUUGAACUUUAUAAAUGCAGCUUAUUUUGGUUGGUAAA